UGUUGUGGAGAUGAGCUAGAAUAAUGUUGUGCUGCGGAGAGGGAAAGUAGACUACGGAAGCAACAAAGGAUUUCGGACAGUUCCGAUUGAAUGUAGCUACACUGAGGACGAGAAUCCAGAUAGUCGAUUUGUUGAACAAAAUACAAAACCAUUAAUACUCAUUGCAUUCAUGAAAUAGCUUUCUCCAACACCGAAAGAUGAUUUCCCCGUGGGACCGAUGGUACUCGACCAGCUGCUGUCUCUGCUGUCAUGUCCGAACGGGAACCAUUAUUUUGGGGAUAUGGUAUAUGCUCAUCAAUGCGGUAGUGCUGCUCAUCCUCCUGACGGCCCUCAGCGACCCUGACCAGUACCACUACCACCUGACCAGGGCCGAGCUGGCCAACAGCUUCCACGUCAUGGACGAUGCCAAUAUUUGCAUUGCCGCAGCCAUCUCCCUGCUUAUGAUCCUAAUAUGUGGGAUGGCAACAUAUGGUGCAUAUAAGCAACAUGCUGCUUGGAUCAUUCCGUUUUUCUGUUACCAAAUCUUCGACUUUGUCCUUAACACCCUGGUUGCAGUUAGUGUUGUGGUCUACCCCAGCACCAUCCAGGACUAUCUUCUGCAGCUGCCUGGGAACUUCCCGUACAAAGAGGAGAUCAUGUCCACGAACAACACGUGCCUACUCUUCAUGGUGCUCCUCUUCGUCGGUUGCAUCCUGACCUUCAAGGCUUACCUGAUUGGCUGUGUAUGGAACUGCUACAGAUAUGUGAGCAGAAGAGGUGCCACUGAGGUCUUGGUGUAUGUCACCACAAAUGACACCACAGUGCUGCUACCCUCAUAUGAUGAAGUUGUGGCCGUCCCACCAAAGGAGCCUCCCCCCGAGUACGUUUCCGCGUGACAGAGGGCCCCACCUCCGCCUCCACCGACACCCCACUAACAGGAACCCCACCUUUUCAUCCACUGUUACGGCAAACUCAAAAAGGCUGUUACGUUCUCUUCCAUUCUCUGGAAACAUCAGUGCAUCUUUGAGGUGUCUUCCAUCCACGCGAUUUUCCCGAUAAUUUGUUCCUGUUUCAAGUCCUAUUGCACUUUAAGCAACGUCGUGUGCUCCUAUGUUUGUCUCUCUCUGUACCUUUUAAUGAGUCCAUCUGAGGGGAAAAAAAACUCUAAAUCGAGUGCAGAACAUGAGGCAAGGUAAUAAUAAAAUAAUAGUAAUAAUAACCUUUUUUAAAAUGGAAAGUUCCCUGGUACUCACUGAAUGUAAGGAUUUUUAAAAUUGUUUCUUUCCUAUGGCUGUAUGUACUGUAUGAAGACAGAUUUUGAGUACCACAAUUCAAAAACCCUCAAUGGUGUAAAAUAAAUCACUUUUUACUCUGCUUGUAUCAUCAGUAGGUCCAUGGAUGUUAAUUUCAUUCAUACGAUAAUAUACCCUUUGUUUUUCGAUUUGCCCCUCUCAUUCACUGCCCAUGUUCAGUCUCAGAUUUCCGAAACUUGAUUAUUGGGUGUUUUAUAUACUUAAAAACAGUGUACAUAAUAUUUCAGAGAAUGGGAGGGUUCCAAAGAAUUACACCCACCUGAAAUCUGAAGUGAUCAUUAUAAUGAUCUGUGAUAUUUAUCAGAUGUUCUGUACAUACAGAUGGUAAAUAUUAUGAAAAUAUUUCCAUGUAAAAGGCCAGUAAGUCUUGACUGCACGCGUCAGUGUCAGCAGUUUGUGUUUUUCACUAUUUGUACUGUAAAUUUGUACUGUGGAGCUGUUUCUUUUUUUCUUUUUUUACCUGCUAGGUGCAGAUUUUGUGCGCUAGUCCUAAAUCAUCGGAGGCCUUUAGCAACACUAGAAAUCUGAUAUUCUUAUAUGAAUGCAGAAGUCAACAUAACUUACAACUAAUAUGGUUUGGACCCAAGGCAGCAAACCGUAGCGUACCAGACUUUAACGUGUGACCCCUGUAGUAUGUUCAAUACCUCUCAACCGCUAGUCUGUUUUGAGAUGAUUGUGAAGGAUUAUAUGGUUUAAGGAACCUUACUGUGAAUUUUAUAUGCAGCUAGUACCAUGCAAUGUCUAAUGACAGUAUACGACUCUUCCAAGACUUUGUUGAGCUUUGGCCCAAUAUGAAAUUAGUUUUUCAUGCCCAGCUAUGCAAGAGUAUGUCUAGUUUACUGUUUAAUUAAGAAGGAUAAAGGACGUCUUGCCAUUUUUAUUAGUACUGACUACUGUAGACAGCGCCAAGCAUCUUAGAAAAUGACAUCACUCAACAAACUGUUUUUAUUCUAUUCAAAUAAAAAAGACCUUACAAUUGA
Anguilla rostrata (American eel) is the source of this 2272-nucleotide messenger RNA. RefSeq names its product lysosomal protein transmembrane 4 beta (gene laptm4b). Lineage: Eukaryota; Metazoa; Chordata; Actinopteri; Anguilliformes; Anguillidae. Gene Ontology annotation, cellular component: lysosomal membrane. The record is from RefSeq and is a predicted model, not a curated record. The transcript is spliced from 7 exons. The coding region runs from base 198 to 875 and encodes 225 amino acids.